GACUAUAAAUAGGAGGGAUGAAGGCAGCAGAGAUCAGAUUGUCUCUACAGAGACCUCUACAGCACAGAGAUCCACACAUGGCUCCUACAAUCACUGCAGCAAUGACCGACUCUCAGGAGCAUCUGACUCGCAGCCACAAGCUCAGAAAGCCUCUGGUGGAGAAGUUACGCAGAGAGCGAAUCAACAGCAGCAUCGAGCAGCUCAAGUCUCUCCUGGGUCCAGAGUUCCUCAAACAGCAGCCAGACUCCAAGCUGGAGAAAGCAGACAUCCUGGAGAUGACAGUUUACUUCCUCAGACGWCUGCAGCAGCAGCAGCAGCAGCAGAAUCCAGCUGUGGGCUCAGCAGCGGUCAACCGGGGCUACUCCAGAUGUGUCCAAGAGGUGGCACACUUCCUGUCCAGUGAGGAGGUGAAGGCACAGUCGCAGAGAAGACUGAUGAAGCACUUCAACAAGCUGCAGUCUUCSUCUGAUGAGAAGCUGAGAGAGGCUGACUUCUCUCCUCUGAGCUCCACAGUCCACACCAGCAUCACYAAAGACAAGAGUCYGGUCAACAGCGCCCCCUGGAGGCCGUGGUAGACACCUGAGGACUUUUAUCAAAGUGAAGCUCAAGAUCAGAAACUCUCCAACAACUGUGCUCGUUCUCGUUGUCAUCUCGUGUUUGAAGAGUCAUUGCAUGCUAAUGCAAUUUUCUUAUUGUUUUUUACUUUUGUAAAAGUUAAAUUGUGUUUCUGUGAUAUUUGCAGACAACAGGUCGACUGCUAUUUUAACCGUAGUCACUUAUUUCUUAUUCAGAUGUUACUCUGUGAUGUACACGUUAUUAUUAUCACAAUGCUUGUAUAUUGUCGCUAACACAACAGUGAUCAAUGUACAGACAAACUGAGACGAGCUCAGUGGUCAAAAGUUAUUUUCUAUUCAGUUGAAUCAGAAAAAUCUUUUAAAGUCCUAUUGGACUGAUAAUUUCUUUCACGUUUGAAAGCAUGAUUUCCAAAUUGUUUCUAUUAUGAAACACAGCUUUGUAUUCUAUGAAUACUAUCAUCUUAUUGAUUUAUCAAUAUGCUACAGAACGUACUGCAACUGGAAACCUUUAAACUGCAUUACUGUAGUGUUUCUCAGAGUGCAGCUUGUAUCACGUACUUGCAUCUAUAUUUGUACAAUGCAAAAGAUUGUCGAUCCAUGUUGGGUCUUGAAGUCAUGAACUUGUUUGACAUUUGUUAGCAGCAUAAAUGUGAAACUGAAAGUUUUUUUCUUUCAAUAUAAGAUAGUUGGUUCACUUUGUUUGGACUGAAUGACUCACAGUCUCUUUUAAAGAAAAGAAAGUCCACGUUCACUUGUCUCUUAUUGAGUUCAUUGUCUUGGACGUCAAGUUUUUAUUGUGAUGUAUCAUCACUACAUAUGGACAUAAGAUGUGAUUCAUGUUUUCUCUGGUAAUAAAACAUAUCAACUGAA
Paralichthys olivaceus (Japanese flounder) is the source of this 1445-nucleotide messenger RNA. Its product is annotated as transcription factor HES-5-like. Gene Ontology annotation, cellular component: nucleus. Gene Ontology annotation, molecular function: DNA-binding transcription factor activity, RNA polymerase II-specific; protein dimerization activity; RNA polymerase II cis-regulatory region sequence-specific DNA binding. The record is from RefSeq and is a predicted model, not a curated record. Lineage: Eukaryota; Metazoa; Chordata; Actinopteri; Pleuronectiformes; Paralichthyidae. Gene Ontology annotation, biological process: anterior/posterior pattern specification; regulation of neurogenesis; regulation of transcription by RNA polymerase II.